Ilex paraguariensis (yerba mate) is the source of this 813-nucleotide messenger RNA. Lineage: Eukaryota; Viridiplantae; Streptophyta; Magnoliopsida; Aquifoliales; Aquifoliaceae. The record is from the annotation of a GenBank genome assembly.
AUGAAAAACAAGGAAAAAGGUAAAACGGCUUUAUCUGCUCGUAACCCAUAUCAGCCAGAGCGUCUGGAAACUAGGGAAGCUUACAUUAAUCUAAAUUCAACCCACUGGAGUAGUUCUGAACCAGAAAAGAAAAGAAAAGAAAAGAAAAUGAGGGCUUCGAUCAAACGUCCUCCAACCCCAGACGCAGAUGAAGAACAAGAUCGUCAGCCCAAUCUCCAAGAAGUCAUCAACAUGAAGUUGAUAGAGAGUGGGGAGAAGGAACGAUUGAAGGAGCUUUUGAGGGAGAGACUUAUAGAAUGUGGUUGGCGGGAUGAAAUGAAAUCUCUUUGCAGGGCAUUUACAAGGAAGAAAGGAAGGAAUAACGUGACACUAGACGACCUUGUUCAUGUCAUCACCCCAAAAGGCAGAGCUUCUGUUCCAGAUUCUGUAAAAGCUGAGCUGCUUCAGCGAAUCCGAUCUUUUCUGGCAUCGGCUGUUCCUUGAUUGGAACAUAGCCAUUACCAGUUGGAAGUCAAUGAUUGAAAGACACAUUUCACUUAACUGCUUUGGCAGCUUUUCUGCCAAACCAAUCCGCUCUAUGAUCUGAAAUCUGUUGUGAAAGUGUUGUUGAAUUAGCUCUUCUGAAAUGAGAUUGUGUCUGAACCUACACCUACUGGUUUACUACACUUGUAGGAGAUUUAAAUGCAGACUAUGCCGCUCAGGAGUCAGUACUAUUGUCUUGUAUUGGAAUUACAUUUAUAAUGUGCAGUGUGCAGUAUACCAUUAACCUGUCAAUUAAUCUGUUUAUACACUCCCUUUAAUGGGUUGAAGGAG